Oppia nitens is the source of this 986-nucleotide messenger RNA. RefSeq names its product potassium channel subfamily K member 10-like. The record is from RefSeq and is a predicted model, not a curated record. Gene Ontology annotation, cellular component: membrane. The coding region runs from base 36 to 986 and encodes 316 amino acids. NCBI's taxonomy places the organism in Eukaryota, Metazoa, Arthropoda, Arachnida, Sarcoptiformes, Oppiidae. Gene Ontology annotation, molecular function: potassium ion leak channel activity. Gene Ontology annotation, biological process: potassium ion transmembrane transport; stabilization of membrane potential. The transcript has 3 exons.
UUUUUCAAUAUUUUGAGGAACCGUUUGAACAUUCGAUGCGAUUAAAUGUUGGAAACAUUACUGAAAACGUUGAAAAAAAGUUAUUGAAUGGAAACAUAAGUGUAUCGGAAUUUAAAGAAAUAUUACACAAGUAUUUGUUAGCUCGUGAUAUAAAUUUGGUCGACCAGUUCGGGGUCUUAACGAACCAGAACUGGAAUUUUCAUAAUUCGUUUUUCUUCUGUACGACAGUCAUCACAACCAUAGGUUACGGCCAUUUCCUUCCGUCAACAACAGCCGGCAAAAUGUUUUGUCUAUUUUAUGCACUCUUUGGUAUACCGAUGACCGGUAUAUUGUUGGGCGCUAUCGGACAACUGUUUAGUCGGUGUUUUAUGAUUAGGAUUAAACAAAUCAAAGAAAGAUAUAAAAAUAGAAACGGUUUGAAUGCAGCCAUUGUAUGGCGUUAUUUGGAGACAGCCGUACUGUUUUUCAUCCCCUGGUUUAUAGUAUUUUUAAUCAUACCGUCCCUCAUAUUUGUCGUAAUAGAGCGCUGGUCUUUCCUCGAGAGCUUUUAUUAUUCAUUUAUCACUUUAACAACUAUUGGUUUUGGCGACUAUGUGGCCGGCAAUUAUGACGGCCAAACAUGGAUUGUUAUCUACAAAUUGUUGGUUGUCUUGUGGAUCAUAUUUGGUUUAUCAUAUUUAUCGAUGACAUUAAAUUUUAUUGGAAGAGGAUAUAAAAAGGUAGAACACAGCGAAAUGAUUCAUUCAUCUAUUGCACACUUAUCUGAACCAUUUCUUCAUCGGAAACCCAAAAUAAGCGUCGAGUUUAUGGAAGAGUCGGAUAAUGAGAGCAUACAAAUAGCUGCCGUUGCCGUCAAAAACCAGUUAACAGCCUCUGACCUUAACAUAUGCUCUCAACUUAGAGAACAUCAUAAACAUCACAGUAAUCAUAAUCAUCACAACCAUCACAACAAAACCAAUGACAGUGUUUUGCCUUAUAUUAUAUAA